Drosophila rhopaloa is the source of this 2742-nucleotide messenger RNA. RefSeq lists its product as uncharacterized. The record is from RefSeq and is a predicted model, not a curated record. The coding region runs from base 44 to 2656 and encodes 870 amino acids. NCBI's taxonomy places the organism in Eukaryota, Metazoa, Arthropoda, Insecta, Diptera, Drosophilidae. The transcript is spliced from 2 exons.
CCUGUCAAAUUUCAAGUUUGGUAAAUAAAUUAUUUAUAAAGCAAUGGGUAAGAAAUUCUGCUAUUCAGAGCAAAAGGCAGCAACUCAGGCGAAACCGCGGAUUGCAAAUAGAAAGAGUUACCGCCAGGGAAAUCGGGAUCAAUUGGAGAAGGAUCCGGAUGCCGAGGAGGAGAAGAAGGAGGAUGAGGGCGAUGAGGACAUGGAAAAUCCAGAGCAGCCACAGCAGGUAAAUGGAGGAGUGGUGGGUAACCUGGCCAAUGGCUACUUGAAGUUGGUCGACCAAAUCCAGGCUCGUCUCUGCCCUCCACCGCCUCCUGUAGUCGAAGUCCAGGUCGAAGAAAAACGCGAGGUGGGUGGAGAGAUCCCUGAAAAUCCACUCGUGGAAGAGGAAAUCUCAGAGUCUUCGGAGGAUACCACUCGACCUUGCAUUGGCUUUGUGGAUCUGUUUCGGCGCAGUCUUCAUUUCGAGUGCUUGGGGAUACCCCUCACUCCCUUGGAACUGUUCUCCAUGGAAUGUCGGAGAAGGGAGGAAUUGAAGGGUAGAUUUGCAUCUGGCUCAGAGGAUCGGAAUCCAUCGAAAAUAUCACAGAAAGAGUUGAAGAAACCUAAAGAAGAUCUAUCUAAUACAGCUAUUCCCAUACUUCGCAGAGUGUCUCCUCCACCCGAAACGAGAAAUCCUGUAAAAAAUAACAUGGAAACCCCUCAGCAUAAAAGUGACCCAGAAGGUAUACUUGAAGAUGGAAAUAAGUCGUUAAAUUGUUCAAGCAUAGAGUUAGCAAAGUAUUCGCCCAAGUUUCAGAGUCGAUUUUAUGGAAAAUAUCCCAAUCAAAAUAUGGCAAAAAAACUAGUCAAGAGAUGUUCUUCCCAAAAUCUACAAAAAUUUCCUGAACCAUUUUUUAAAUCUGCUCUUGACUCCUUUCGAUUGCCAGGAAAAGAUCCAAUCCAAAAUCCAAUUGUUAAGACGACAUCCCGAGCCUCUGUUAAAUUUCCAGAGCAAACUCAAGCUCGAUAUUCUAUACCAUCUCGAAGGUGUGCUAAAUUUCCUGUUCAAAGUCCAAGCAAAAUUCUAGGGAAACUAAAAUUGCCCAGCAAACGUCAGUCUGGUGAUCCAUUUCAUUCCAAUCAAAGUGCGAAAAAGAAACCCGUUGACUGCAAAAAAAACAGGGAUAUGGAACCCAGUGGCUCUAUAAAAUCCCCCAUACUCAUCAAGCAAAACGAAGAAUCCAAGAAGAAUGUCACAAUUAAUAGAAGAAAUUUAUCGAAAGCAUCAUUAAGUCCACGCUGGAUACCUUGUAGGCGGGAAAGCAAGCUUCAUCGAUCGAUUUCUCGCAAUGAUUGCCGAACUAAUGAAUCUCCCAGACUAAAACGACCCAAAACCUUGACUUUGAAGACCCUUUUAUCGCCCAGGCCACUGAAAGACUGCCAUAGCAGUGGCAGUGAGGGGUUCAAGAACAGGAGUCAACUGAUUGGUUUCAAGGGUGCGAAAACCCCCGAUCCGGUGAAGAGUUCUUCUUUGGAGAAUUUCGAUGAACGCUUGAAGACCCUGCUGAGAAGUGAGCCCAAGAAAUCGUGCCUGAAGAAGUCGGACGAUGCCGAGCGACUGGUUCCCCUGCACUCCACGGAUACCUUUGCGGAGGUGUGGCGAAAGACGGGUUUGGGCAAUGGCUAUAGGGACGAAAAGCUGCGGAUGGGUGGACUUUAUAGUCGGGGGGCGAAGCUAAAGUUCCAGCCAAUAGAUCGACUAGAUGCCGGAUGUGCGGGCACGCCACUUUUCAGGGAAUCCGAUGAAACGCUGGAGAGGACCCAGUACUUUGUCACCGAGUUCGAUAAACUGAGUCGAGCGGAGAGAGUGCAGGACCUUGAAUUGCGGAUGGGUCAAUUGCGUUUGCUGCAGUCCACCUCGGAUCGGGAGUAUCGCCGGCAUUUCAGGGAGCAGAAGAAUAUAUUCAGGCCCGUGUUGACGAACUCCGUUAAGUUCGGAUGUCCUUUGAAUCACGACGACUGUCCGGCCGUAAUGAAUGCCACUCUACUGAGUCACUUUGUGAACCAGCAUUUGAACGAGCCCGGCAUCGAACUACGUGAGAUUUUCGAAAGCGAACGCAUGCUGAUUAUCUUCAGUCCCCGAGCCUUUCAGUUGGGCAAGAACACCUGCAUGUCGGUGAUUGUGUACGGUGGAGUACGGAAUAAGCCAUGCACCCUGCCUGCGGCCAGAUUUAUGCCCACCCAGAAUGUCCAGUUGCCGGAGCCCUACGUCCGUUACUCUGGACACCUGCCGCUGUUCGUGAUGAUCUGCCGGAAUCGAUUGAGCAGCCUGGAGGGCAGGAAGGUGCGAUUCGAGGGAGUGGACGACAAGGAUGCCGUGGCCCUGUGGAUGGCCAGCAUGGAUCUGCCGCAGCCCAUACAUGUGGUGAUGACCGUACUCAACCGCCGACUGGACAUCACCCGGAGUUCGAUCAUGAAGGUGAGGGGAAUCCACAAGUCGCACGAUUGCCAGGAGUUCAUGCCGUCGAGCAAGCAGUAUAUGCGACUCAGCGAUCAGGACCUGCGGGUCCUCACCAACGAUCACACGGAACCGCUUUACAUGGAGAUCACUGUGAAGGAGUAUGCCGGAAUAUUUCCCUGCCGGCACUCACUACCCAGCAAAGGAGUCAACUGAAAAGGAAAUGAUUAUUAGAUAUACACUUUAAUCCCAUUCCUAUGCUUGCAUAUAGCUAAAAUACCUUUAUACUAUCUUAUAGCAAU